This is a messenger RNA of Cuscuta campestris, 964 nucleotides long. The record is from the annotation of a GenBank genome assembly. Lineage: Eukaryota; Viridiplantae; Streptophyta; Magnoliopsida; Solanales; Convolvulaceae.
GAUUGUGAAAUAUGUGGAGAAGAAGCAAAAACUUUUGAACACCUGUUUUGGGCCUACAGGGUCUCAAUUGAGGUCCGAGAGAGGGCCCUUCAGUGGUUGGGGAUUAACUGCAAAGUGAACUCCCUCGACAACAUGGAAGUGGAGUUACUAAGGACGCGGACCAGAAAAUCAAAGACGCUAAUGCAAGCUUUGUGGGUAGCCAUCUGCUACAAUGUAUGGAGACUAAAGAACAUAUUGGUUUACAAGAAGCAACUUGAUGUAGAGAGAUGGGUGAAGAAUAUUCUGUGCAAUCAGCAGGGGCUCCACAGACGGGCCCGUUUGGAGCGAACCAACCGGAGAGGGAACGAGUUACAGCGAAGGAGAAUCAAAGAAAAGGAUGCCGUGGCACGCCGGAUUUCCGAUCGGAAAGGGCGUCGCCGCCUCAUUAAUCCUCACAAUCAUUUUGUUCUCCCCCUUACUGAUCGCCACUGUGGAAUCAUCCAAACAGCAUCAGAUUGGAUGCAGCAGAACGUGUGUUGCGGAAAAUUGUAACUCGAUUGGAAUUAAAUAUGGGAAGUAUUGUGGAGUAGGUUGGACUGGUUGUCCCGGGGAGAAACCUUGCGACGAUCUUGAUGCCUGUUGCAAAAUUCACGAUGACUGUGUGGAGAAAGACGGUUUGACAAAUGUUAAAUGCCAUGAGAAGUUCAAGAAGUGCAUAAAGAGAGUGCAGAAGUCGGGAAAGGUAGGAUUUUCAAGGGACUGCCCUUAUGACACAGCGGUGCCAACUAUGGUACAAGGUAUGGACAUGGCCAUUCUGUUUAGUCAGUUGGGCAACUCUAAGGCUGAGCUUUGAUUAGCUUUCUCCUCACACUCGUUAGACCACGGCCGUAGAUAGAUAUAUUUUGUAUACCAAUUAUUUUCCUUGCCAUUUCAGGGCGCUUUUUUAAACACACACCCUCCCCAAACCCUUCUUUUUACAGGAUUU